Molecule: messenger RNA, 394 nt
Organism: Racocetra persica
Lineage: Eukaryota; Fungi; Glomeromycota; Glomeromycetes; Diversisporales; Gigasporaceae
Source: the annotation of a GenBank genome assembly
AUUUAGCUGCGGAUGACAAAAUUAGUCGGAAAAUCUUUAGGAGCAUCGCGCCAUCAAUAUUUGGACAUGAUGAUAUCAAGAGGGCGAUAGCUUUGUCACUAUUUGGUGGUGUUCCAAAAAAUAUUCAAGAUAAGCAUAGACUGCGUGGAGAUAUCAAUAUUCUUAUGCUUGGCGAUCCCGGGACAGCCAAAUCUCAGUUUUUAAAAUACGUAGAAAAAACCGCCCAUCGAGCUGUUUUUACCACGGGACAAGGAGCGUCUGCAGUUGGUCUCACUGCGUCCGUUAGAAAAGACCCAAUUACAAGAGAAUGGACCUUAGAAGCAGGUGCCUUGGUUCUUGCUGAUAAGGGUGUCUGCUUAAUCGACGAGUUUGAUAAGAUGAAUGAUGCUGACAG